AGGAUGUGAGACAGUGGCACACAAACUCAGGCCAGAGCACCUCAGUCGCAUUGCUGCUGCUGCUUAUUCUUCUUCUUCUUCUUCUUCUUCUUCUUUUAAAGGAGCACUUGCUCCAAACUUUUCCAACUUUGUAUUAUUAUAAUUUAUUAAAUCAAAUUCAGUUUUUAAAACAACACGUUUUUAAUUAUUUUAUUUUUUGUGGGGGAUAUUCGGCAGUUCUGGUCAUGGAUGGUUGCGAUUCAUCUGUGGAUCACUAGACUCUCCAUCAUCCAGUGGCGUAGAAUUACACACACCUCAGGGAGGAUGGGGUGCAGCUGCAGUUCGGAUUACUAUGACGAAGACUGGAUCGAGAACCUGGACGAGGUCUGCGAGCACUGCAACUGCCCGCUUCCGCCGCAGACCAGCAAUCAGUAUACCGACAGCCUGCUCCCACCAUACAACCCACAACAAACUCCUCCCACCUCCCCACUUCCUGAUAACCUGGUUGUAGCAGUAUACAGCUAUCAGCCAAACCACAGUGAUGACCUGGGCUUUGAGAAAGGCGACAAGCUCAAAAUUAUAAACACAGAUGACCCUGAAUGGUACCUGGCCGAGUCUCUGGCCACGGGGCAGAGGGGAUUCAUCCCGUUCAACUUCGUGGUCAGAAUGGAAGGCAUGGAUAAAGAACCGUGGUUUUUCAAGGACCUCUCCAGACUGGACGCGAUUCGGCUCCUCCUGGCCCCUGGAAACACGCAGGGCUCCUUCCUGAUCCGGGAGAGCGAAUCCACCAAAGGUUCCUACACCCUAUCCGUGAGAGACCUGGACAACAACGCCGGCGACACCGUGAAGCACUACAAGAUCCGCAACAUGGACAAGGGCGGCUACUACAUCACCGCCCGGAUAGCCUUCAGCUCCCUGUCCGAGCUGGUGAAGCAUUACUCGCGAGAGGCCGACGGCCUGUGCACCACCCUCAGCAAGCCCUGCCAGACGCGCAUGCCGCAGAAGCCCUGGUGGCAGGACGAGUGGGAGAUCCCCCGCGAGUCACUGAAGCUGGAGCGCAGGCUGGGGGCGGGGCAGUUUGGAGAGGUCUGGAUGGGCAUCUAUAACAACCACACCAAGGUGGCCAUCAAGAACCUGAAGGUGGGCACCAUGUCCCCCAGCGCCUUCCUGGCCGAGGCCAACCUGAUGAAGAACCUGCAGCACCCGCGCCUGGUGCGGCUGUACGCCGUGGUCACCCAGGAGCCCAUUUACAUCGUCACCGAGUUCAUGAGCAACGGGAGUUUGGUGGACUUUCUCAAGACGAGCAUGGGGGCCAGCCUGACCAUAAACACCCUGAUAGACAUGGCAUCUCAGGUGGCCGAGGGCAUGGCGUUCAUUGAGCAGAAGAACUACAUCCACCGGGACCUGCGGGCGGCCAACAUCCUGGUGUCUGAGGACCUCAUCUGCAAGAUUGCCGACUUCGGCCUCGCCCGCCUCAUCGAGGACAACGAGUACACGGCCAGAGAAGGUGCCAAAUUCCCCAUUAAAUGGACGGCCCCGGAGGCCAUAAACUACGGCACCUUCUCCAUCAAGUCGGACGUCUGGUCUUUCGGCAUCCUCCUGACGGAGACGGUGACCUACGGCCGAAUCCCCUACCCAGGGAUGACAAACCCGGAGGUGAUCCAGAACCUGGAGCGGGGGUACCGCAUGCCCAAGCCGGAGAACUGCCCGGACGAGCUGUACAGCAUCAUGAACCUGUGCUGGCAGGAGGCUCCCGAAAACAGGCCCACCUUCGAGUACCUGAGGAGCGUCCUGGAGGACUUCUUCACUGCCACAGAACAGCAGUACCAGACCCAGCCCUGCUGAUGGCUCAGAACCAGGGGAACUUUACACACAUGCACACACACACAUGCAUACGCACACACACAUACACACACACAUACACACACAUGCACUAACACACACACACACACACAUACGCAUGUACACACACAUGCACGCACACUCACAUACAUACAAAAACACAUGCAUACGCACACACACCUACACACACGCACAUACACACACAUACACACGCAUGUACACACACAUGCACGCACACUCACAUACAUACACACACACACACACAUACACAUCCACACAAACACACACACACAUACACACCCAUACAGACACACAUACACACGCACGCACACACACACAUGCAAGCACACAGACACACACACACACACACACACACAAAGGCCAUCCCAUGCAAACAUGCUAUGGACAUGCUACUAUCAAACAUACCGCUCACACUCUGAGAGAACUGAAACGUAGUACGAGAUGCCAUCUCACAGUUUUUCCUCACACGGUCAGUCUCCUCUCUGAGCUGGAUUUCGUGCUGUCUUUCCCCCCGUUUUCCAGCUUGUUUAAAGAAGAUUAUCUCCCUGUAUCUAAUGUAAAGGUUUGAUUCUUUGUGUGUCCUACUCUGAUGCGUAAAAACAGAAGGGCCUUUCGUAAGAGGUAGCACGGUUCAGUGAGGCUGUAUGGGUGAUAGAUAGAUGAUAGACGGGUGAAGAGAUUUAAACCGCAGAUUGAUCUCUGGUUGCAGCCUCACCUACAUAAAUGGGAAAUACUGUGUGUACUCAAGCACUGUUAACCUUUAUGGGGUAUAUUUUUUCUUUUUUUUUUUACAAUAGUAUUAGUAGGUGAGCUGCAAAUAAAAAAAAACUGAAAGUGUCAACUGUGGAGUGCGUGGGUUGACAAUCAAUCCUCUUUAAACUCUUGGAAGCUCUUCUAAAUACACCUGCCAUCCUUUGUAACUUUAUUCCUAAAAAAAUAUAUAUAUUAUGGUAGUGAUUCUGGUAUGCUAUGUUUGAAUAAAUAUAAAGUACUUGUUUUGUGCUUGUAAGAAUAAUAGGAUUGGUACUAAUUUCAUAUUUUAAUGUGUUCUUGUCAUGUGUUUUUGUUUCCUUUGCUUUUUUUGCUGUAAGUGUAUGUGUAUUGAAAACUGAGUACAGAAAUAAACACCAUGUACUGUGUAAUUCA
Anguilla rostrata (American eel) is the source of this 2988-nucleotide messenger RNA. It is a transcript of the gene lck, whose product is annotated as LCK proto-oncogene, Src family tyrosine kinase. Gene Ontology annotation, biological process: cell surface receptor protein tyrosine kinase signaling pathway; innate immune response; T cell differentiation. Gene Ontology annotation, cellular component: extrinsic component of cytoplasmic side of plasma membrane. Bases 229 to 1824 code for a protein of 531 amino acids. The record is from RefSeq and is a predicted model, not a curated record. Gene Ontology annotation, molecular function: ATP binding; signaling receptor binding; non-membrane spanning protein tyrosine kinase activity. Lineage: Eukaryota; Metazoa; Chordata; Actinopteri; Anguilliformes; Anguillidae. The transcript is spliced from 13 exons.